Molecule: messenger RNA, 2649 nt
Organism: Chanos chanos (milkfish)
Lineage: Eukaryota; Metazoa; Chordata; Actinopteri; Gonorynchiformes; Chanidae
Gene: nxf1b
Product: nuclear RNA export factor 1b
Exons: 21
Coding region: 136-2052 (638 amino acids)
Biological process (GO): poly(A)+ mRNA export from nucleus
Cellular component (GO): nucleus; cytoplasm
Molecular function (GO): RNA binding; protein binding
Source: RefSeq, a predicted model, not a curated record
ACAAAGCCGAAGGUGGCUACUUAAUCACUACGAAAUUUGAUCUUAACUGUGUAACUGAGAUCUCUUUUAUGUUCACAAAAACGUUGAUUUUUUUUAAUCCAAGGCGAGUAUAUUCUUCAGUUUGGUCUUCUGAGGAUGGCCACCGCGGACGACUCGCGGUAUUACAAUGAACACGAUGACCGAGUUGGAGGUCCAAAGCACCGUAAUCGGAAAGGCAGGGGGCCGUUUAGGGCCCCCAUGUAUAGUGACCAGAUAUCAAGGCCCCGACAUCGUGGGGGCCAAGGAGGGGGUGGGGGUCCUGGACCCCGAUCCAGACUUGAAGACGACGAUGGAGAUGUAGCAAUGUCUGAUAAUUCACAAGACGGAGCUUUACAACGGAGAUUCACUCCCUAUGAAAGACCAAAUCGCAGGAAUCGCAGAGGUGGUGGAGGAGGAGGAGGAGGAGGAGGUGGUGGCGGAGGCCACAGGAAUCGGCCAAACAGAGCAGGUGGAGGAGGUGGUGGUGGUGGCGGUGGUGGUGGUGGGGGUAGCGGCCGGAAGAACUGGUUCAAGAUGACUAUUCCCCAUGGGAAGAAAUAUGAGAAGGAGUGGUUGUUGAACGCUCUGCAGAGUAUCUGCUCUAUGCCAUUCCAAGCAGUACAUUACCACACAGACGGCAACAGAGCCCAGUUCUACAUAGAGGAUUCCACCACUGCUAACGCUUUGGCGAAAGCCUCCCGAAAAAUUACAGACAAAGAUGGAUACAAGGUUACAGUUGUAAUGGUCCCCUGUGCUCCACCCAGCUUCAUCCUCACAGAACUGAAGCCUGCGGAUCUGGAGCACCUGAAACAAUGCAUGGCCAAGCGGUUCGAUGGCUCGCAACAAGCUCUAGAUCUCAACAAUAUCCGGAUAGAUCCAGAUUUAGUAUCACAGAACAUCGAGGUCGCUCUGAAUAGGAAAAACUCAAUGCAGGCAGUCAUCAAGAUCAUUGAGGAGAACAUUCCUGAGCUUAUUUGUUUAAACCUGAGCAACAACAGGUUGUGUCGACUGGACGACCUUGCCGAAAUUGUCAACAAAGUGCCCAACCUGAAGACACUGAACCUCUCCCACAACGAGAUCAAGACGGACAGAGAGCUGGACAAGCUGAAGGGGCUGAAGCUUGCGGAGCUGUGGUUGGAGAGGAACCCACUAUGUGAUCAUUUUAAGGACCAGACCAGUUACAUCAGUGCUAUGCGGGAGAGGUUCCCCCGACUACUGAAACUGGAUGGACAUGACCUUCCGCCGCCCAUUGGCUUUGACCUUGAGGUUGCACCUGCAGUACUGCCUCCAUGCAAGCCCAGUUACUUCUGCUCGGAAGAAAUCAAAAACAUCAUCCUGUGCUUCUUGCAGCAGUACUACAGCAUAUAUGACUCGGCCGACAGACAGCCUCUGCUGGACGCCUACCAUGACGGAGCCGCCUUCUCCCUCAGUAUCCCGUUCUCCAUGCAGAACCCCUCAAAAUGCAGUUUAGGGGAAUAUCAGAAAGACAGUCGCAACAUCAAAAGACUCAAAGAUCCAACCACACGGUUUCGGUUGCUCAAACACACACGCUUGAACGUGGUGGCCUUUCUCAACGAACUUCCCAAGACCCAACACGAUGUUGCCUCUUUUAACAUUGAUGUCAAUACAUACACAAACACGUUACUGUCGUUCACCGUCAGUGGGGUGUUCAAAGAAGUGGAUGGAAAAUCCCGAGACUCGUACAGAGCUUUCUCUCGGGUGUUUAUCGCGGUGCCUGCUGGAAAUUCAGGUCUCUGCAUAGUGAACGAUGAGAUGUUCAUAAGGAACGCCACAACGGAGGAGAUCCGCCGGGCGUUCGUGGCGCCGGCACCCACCCCGUCCAGCAGUCCGGUGCCCACCCUCUCAGCGCCCCAGCAGGAAAUGCUCUCUGCCUUCUCCGUUAAGUCUGGCAUGAACCUGGAGUGGUCUCAGAAGUGCCUACAGGAUAAUGAGUGGGAUUUCAACAGAGCUGCUCAGAUCUUCACUGACCUUAAGGCUCAGGGGAAGAUCCCAGAUGUCGCUUUCAUAAAGUGAAGAUAAUUGUGAACUUUUUUUUCCCCCACCCCAUUGUCUGGUAUCUUAUCAAUGAUAACUGCUGAAAAUGUUACAACAUUUAUAAUCAGCUUAUUAAAAUACAGAUCAGUUAUUCAUCUGUUCCUUUCUACUUAUACACACACAAUCACUGAGUCGUUGUCAUUAGUUUUGCCCAACAUCUGUAACAGACAGGUCUACCAGAAUCAGUCUGAAAGUUCACUGAAGCUGGCUGUGUUGCUAAACUAACAGUACCCUACCAGUUGUAAUGUGCUGAUAAAACAGCACUGAGAUAAUGAUUUCAGCUCUCAUGUGGAGUUGCAUGGAAUUCCAGGUCUGAAAUGGUAUCCAUUUACCUUAUCGUCCACAACAGUCAAAUUCUUUUUGGUACUGCUAUGUUUAACAAGAGUAUCUCGUGCAGUAUUCCUUAGCGGUGCUGUGUGAAGUAUCAGCACAUCCACAUUAUUUGUGUGCAUUUUUCCUAUAACCAGAGGUGUACCCACUGCUUCUCUGCGAUGAGCUGUUGGACUGAACAUGUAACAUGUAUGUGAAAAUAUUAUGUGGCACAUCUAGCUUUUUAUUCAAGAGAGGCUCUAAAAU